Molecule: messenger RNA, 405 nt
Organism: Protopolystoma xenopodis
Lineage: Eukaryota; Metazoa; Platyhelminthes; Monogenea; Polystomatidea; Polystomatidae
Source: the annotation of a GenBank genome assembly
AUGAACCGAGUGUUCAUUAGUGCAGAGACAAACACUGUUUUUCUUGGCCACCUGACCCUUCAAGUUGCCUCACAUGACGAUCAUGUCCUCAAGGCAAAGUCAGCACCAUCUUAUGUGGGGAAUCGGUACCAAACGUCAAUUCAUUCAACUUUAUAUCAAAAGCUUAGUCUUGUUUGGUUACGGCUUCGACUCCGCUCUGGCGUCAUCUGUACCCCGAUAGGUGUUGGCCCACAGACAACUACCUUCCCCUUGGACGGCACGACCUCAGCGCCGACAGAUUUCAAGGCAAGACACACUCGACUCGAAUUUGCAGUUGGCCGGUUGAAGCAACACUAUCUUGGAAGUCUCGACAUGGUAACACGUUGCCGCGAGAUAAGGCCUUCACUUCACUUUAUCACGUGUUGA